GAUGUGCAGUGUACGACACCUUCCUAGCUGAGACAAGCAAACGCACGUCUGCUGAGCGCCAGUUGUGCCUGUCAUCCAUCGAGCAUGAACAGCAGUAGCGCCGAGCGAUCAGCACGAAGAGUGGCAUAGUUUCAGGAACACCCGCGCUGUCAAGUGACCAUGACCGAGCAGGAGCGUCUGCUCUGGUUCAGGGAAGCGUCGGUCUGCUGAUGGGGGAGUAUAUGUACCGCCGAACUGGCCCUCACUUCACCUCACAUUCCAUCCCUGGUCUCCGGCAUCAUGAAGACCUUCCACAGCAUCCUCCCACUCAUCAGCAGUGUCCUGAGCUUCCCAGCUGCAGACGCCCUCGAAGCCCGAGCAACAGGCUCGCUCGAGUCGUGGCUGGCGGCUGAGAGUCCAGUUGCAUUGCAAGGCAUCUUGAACAACAUUGGAUCUCAAGGCAACAAGGUGCAGGGAGCAUAUCCGGGCAUAGUAGUGGCCUCGCCUUCAAGAAACGAUCCUCCCUACUUCUACACCUGGACCCGUGAUGCUGGCUUGACCAUCAAGUGCUUGGUGGACCAGUUCCUGGCUGGUCAGACGAACCUCGAAGGCACCAUUCAGGAUUACAUCAACUCGCAGGUCUCGCUCCAGACUGUCAACAACCCAUCCGGCGGCCUCUGUUCCGGCGGUCUGGGAGAGCCCAAGUUCGAGGUUGAUGGCACUCAAUUCACUGGAGAUUGGGGACGCCCACAACGUGAUGGUCCAGCUCUGCGAGCUACCGCCAUGAUUGCCUACGCACGCCACUUGAUCUCAAAAGGCCAGACAUCACAGGUCCGCGAUAUCAUCUGGCCCAUCGUCUCGAACGACCUCUCAUAUGUAUCGAGCAAUUGGAAUGCCACGGGCUUUGACUUGUGGGAGGAAGUCAACAGCUCGUCUUUCUUCACGACCGCCUCUCAGUAUCGUGCACUGGUCGAGGGCGCCGCGCUUGCUUCCCAGAUCGGCCAGUCGUGUGCACACUGCAGCUCACAAGCACCGCAGAUCCUAUGUUUCUUGCAGAGCUACUGGACUGGCUCUUAUGUCCGCUCAAAUACUGGUGGCGGUCGAACUGGCAAGGACGUUAACUCGAUCUUGACCAGCAUUCACCUCUUUGACUCUGCCAUAGGCUGCAAUGCGAACACAUUCCAGCCCUGUUCUGAUAAGGCUCUGGCUAAUCACAAGCAAGUGACGGAUUCGUUCCGAUCCAUCUACUCCAUCAAUAGCGGUAUUCCCCAAGGCAAGGGCGUUGCCGUGGGCAGGUACUCGGAGGAUGUGUAUCAAGGUGGCAAUCCUUGGUACCUUGCCACAUUUGCUGCUGCCGAACAGCUGUAUUACGCGGUCUACCAAUGGCGUCAACAAGGAUCACUCACAAUCACGGACCUCUCUCUGCCAUUUUUCAGAGACGUUUAUUCCUCAGCCGCAACCGGCACGUAUGCGUCGUCGACCACAACUUUCACUUCAGUCAUUAAUGCCGUCUUGGCAUAUGCAGACAGCUACUUUGCGAAUGCUCAGCAAUAUACGCCACAAAAUGGCGCUCUAGCUGAGCAAUAUUCACGAUCAAAUGGUUCACCAUUGUCCGCCGUGGAUCUGACCUGGUCUUAUGCUGCUUUCUUGACAGCGCUGAACGCACGGAAAGCCGUAUUGCCGUCAAGCUGGGGAGCCGGCUCUGCUCAAGUGCCAAACUCAUGCUCCGGCGGCUCUGCAAAUGGUCCUUGUGUGGCAGCCACAAACACAUUCUCGCGACCCGGAAGCACGCCCACCUCAACAACAGGCGCCUGCUCUGCAACUCCGACCAGGACAAAUGUUCUUUUCAAGGAAACCGUCACCACCAACUUCGGCGAGUCCGUCUUCAUCACCGGAGGCAUUGCCGAGCUUGGUAACUGGGACACGAACAAAGCAGUUGCACUGAGCGCGCAGAACUACACCAGCACCAACAACUUGUGGUUUGCCACUGUUGGCUUGCCAGCUCGCGGCGGUUUCAACUACAAGUACAUUCGCAAGCAGCAGGACGGCAGCGUGCGAUGGGAGAGUGAUCCAAACAGAUACUAUGUGGUUCCUGCGAAUUGCGCGGGUUCUGCAACUCAGAGCGACACAUGGAGGUGAGGUUGCUGAAGGAGCCACCGUGUGGGCCUUCGAUGUUGCAACACAGUAUGCAUCGUACGUUCGCGAACGAAAUAUACGAGCAACGGCUUUUAAAUACACGAAAAGCGCGUCAUGUAUACAUGCAUACGCAUCUAACGAGCAUAGCAUAGCCUAGCCUGCCUUAAUUUUGAAAUUUCCGCACCUGAUGCCACAGCCCAAUCCCAA
Molecule: messenger RNA, 2322 nt
Organism: Cercospora beticola
Lineage: Eukaryota; Fungi; Ascomycota; Dothideomycetes; Mycosphaerellales; Mycosphaerellaceae
Gene: SGA1
Product: glucan 1,4-alpha-glucosidase
Biological process (GO): polysaccharide catabolic process
Cellular component (GO): fungal-type vacuole
Molecular function (GO): glucan 1,4-alpha-glucosidase activity; starch binding
Source: RefSeq, a predicted model, not a curated record